AUGCCUCCAACCGCCCAUCCACAUACACAGCCCCGUGCGCGGUCUUCACAACAGCAGCAACAGCAACAACAACAACAACAACAGCAGCAGACGACCGCACCGACGUCGAUCCCCGACACCCGUCUCGGUCUCUCAGCGCAGGAAGUCGCGACCCUCCGCCAACACCAACAGCUCGCCCAUGCCCAGACCCGCAGUCCCGCUGGUUCCCAAGCCAGCAGUCAAGGAAGACUACUACUCGACCCGGGGAGUCUGACACUGCUAUCACGACACUUUGACCGGGUCAUGGGAGCAAUCUCCCAAAGGCUAGAACAACUCAACAGAGCAACAGAAACGGCAACCCAAACCCACUACGACCGCGCCGGCAACGCCAUCGAAAUGGCCGAUGCGGAAAUCGCGCGCUUCAGAGUUAUUCUCCGUCAGAUCGACGAGCUGGAGACGGAAUUUGAUAAGAUUAAGCAUAUACGGGAGAUUGUGAGGGGGUUCCGGGCGAGGGUGGAGCAGAUGGAACGGCGACUUGGGUGA
This is a messenger RNA of Recurvomyces mirabilis, 522 nucleotides long. RefSeq lists its product as uncharacterized. Gene Ontology annotation, cellular component: BLOC-1 complex. Gene Ontology annotation, biological process: endosome organization. The transcript is spliced from 2 exons. The coding region runs from base 1 to 522 and encodes 173 amino acids. The record is from RefSeq and is a predicted model, not a curated record. Lineage: Eukaryota; Fungi; Ascomycota; Dothideomycetes; Mycosphaerellales; Teratosphaeriaceae.